AUGAACUCUCCAGCACUGCCAAGGUUCCGAUGUCUCAUCGCCAGUCUGUUGGAUGCCCCAUUAGUAUCUGUACGGGUGGCUGGAGUCCCUCGUCCUGUGGUCUCCAGCUUCGUAAUACCCACUGAGCCAUCUGAAUCAUCUGAAUCAUCUGAGCCUACUGAGCCUACUGAGUCUACUGAGUCUACUGAGUCUACUGAGUCUACUGAGCCGACUGAGUCUACUGAGUCUACUGAGUCUACUGAGCCGACUGAGUCUACUGAGCUCCCUGAGUCCCCUGAAUCUCCCGAGUCCCCUGAGCCGAGUGAAUCUCCCGAGUCCCCUGAGCCGAGUGUUGCUAUGGUGAUGUCAAUCAUGUUGGCUCCUCCUCAUCUGAUCUUUCUCCUCAUGAUUCACGGAGUUUAUAGUGCUGAUGAUGAGUGGGGUGUGAAUUACAGCUCUUCAUCCAUCUGUGCACUAAAGGGUUCAACAGUGAUAAUAAACUGCACUUAUAAAUACCCUACUAGACAUCAGAUCAUGAAAGUGUUCUGGACUAAGAUUAACAGUCCUGAUCCUUCAGAUCUGUCUGAGGACUCUAAAUACAGGCAGAGGAUUCAGUAUCUGGGAGAUAAACAUCACAACUGCACCAUGAGACUGACUGAUGUGAGACAGACAGAUUCACACAAAUACUAUUUCAGAUUCAUCACUGAUAAACCUGAUGUGAAAUGGAUUGGUGUUCCUGGAGUGACUCUGGAUAUCACACUAAUAACAGAUCUUCAGGUGCAGUCUUCAGGUGAGAGAGUGACAGAGGGACAUUCAGUGACUCUUACAUGUAAAAGCAGAUGCAGUCUGACUGACAGAUCAACAUUCAUCUGGUUUAAAAACACACAGUCAUUAAGUGAGAGAACAGACAGAAACAAUCAACUCAUCCUGCAGUCAGUAAGAAGAGAGGAUGCAGGCAACUAUAACUGUGCUGUACAGGGACACAACCUCACAUCACCUCAUCAAUAUCUCAAUGUCAUCUAUGCUCCAGAUAACCCUGUAAUCUCCAUCAAACCUUCUGGUGAAAUAAUGGAGGGUGAUUCAGUGACUCUGACCUGCAGCAGUGAUGCAAAUCCACCUGUUCAGAACUACAGCUGGUUUAAGGAGAAUAAAACUGUUGCAUCUGGCCAAACCUACAUCAUCUCAAAGAUCAGAUCAGAUCACAGUGGAGAAUACAAGUGCAAGUCAAGUAAUGAACUUGGAAAAAGAUAUUCAGCAGUGACCUUAAAUGUUUUAUAUCCUCCAAAGAAGGUGACAGCAUCCAUCAGUGGAUCUGGUGAAAUAAUGGAGGGUGAUUCAGUAACUCUGACCUGCAGCAGUGAAUCAAAUCCACCUGUUCAGAUCUACAGCUGGUUUAAGGAGAAUGAAACAUCAUCUGUUGGAUCUGGACAGACGUACAGCAUCACUAACAUUAACUCCAGACACAGUGGAUGGUUUUACUGUGAGGCUCAGAAUGAUGUCGGAUCUCAGAGAUCUGCUGCUGUUUCACUCAAUAUUAAAGGAGGAAGUUACUCAGUCCUGAAUGUGGUUGCUGGAGUCUUAGCUGUAUGUGGAGGUUUAAUUUUCAUUCUCGUCGUUGUGUUUGUGUGGAAGUGCAAACACAGACCUGAUGACAUCAGACAAAAUCAGGAUAAUAUGUAUUCAACUGUAACAAAGAGAGUCUCAGCUCCUGAAUGUAGACUUGCUGAGGAGAUCCAGUAUUCAACCGUCCAACACAUCAAAGACAUGAAGACUGAAAAUGAUGAGAUGUUGCUGGAGAGAUCUGCUGUUCAUUUUAUGGGGGAUGAAUCAGUGAUGUAUAGUACAGUUAAGUAA
Paramisgurnus dabryanus is the source of this 1833-nucleotide messenger RNA. The record is from RefSeq and is a predicted model, not a curated record. Lineage: Eukaryota; Metazoa; Chordata; Actinopteri; Cypriniformes; Cobitidae.